GUCAUUGAGCGUCGCGGAAGCGCCAAACACGUGUAUCCCCCCCCCCUGCUCCCGGCCUCUACUCCCUGCUGUCACUGGCCAUGGGUCGCUCCCGCCGCACAGGCGCGCACCGAGCUCACUCCUUAGGCCGCCAGCUGAAGGCCAAGCGGCGGCGGCCGGACCUGGAUGAGAUUCACCGGCAGCUGCGGCCGCAGGGUCCCAAACGGACCGAGCCUGACCCGAAUGCUGAGCCGGACCCUGACCUGCCGGGAGGGGGCCUGCAUCGCUGUCUAGCCUGCGCGAGGUACUUCGUCGAUUCCGCCAAUCUGAAGACCCACUUCCGAUCCAAAGACCACAAGAAAAGGCUGAAGCAGUUGACCGUCGAACCCUACAGUCAGGAAGAGGCGGAGAGGGCAGCCGGCAUGGGCUCCUAUGUGCCCCCGCAGCGAUUGCCAGUGCCCACGGAAGUGUCCACUGAAGUCCCCGAGAUGGACACGUCUAUCUGACAUGGCCUUAGUAUACAGGCAAAGGAGCUGCCUAUGACAGUGGUACAAAGACUAGGUUGGGAGUGAGUGUACAAAACUAUUUGGGGCCCUGGGUUUCGUGAAUCGGGAUACGGGAUAACCUCAGCUGGGUGCCCUCCCCACAAUAAAGGAACUAGAUUUUAACUUC
Molecule: messenger RNA, 651 nt
Organism: Octodon degus (degu)
Lineage: Eukaryota; Metazoa; Chordata; Mammalia; Rodentia; Octodontidae
Gene: Znf593
Product: zinc finger protein 593
Exons: 3
Coding region: 81-485 (134 amino acids)
Molecular function (GO): nucleic acid binding; zinc ion binding
Source: RefSeq, a predicted model, not a curated record